UUUAAUCAAACCCAUGAGUUGAUUUGUUGUUUCAAAUUUAAUUUCAUCUUAUUGUUUUCUAAUUAAUUUACCUUUUGUUAUUUUAAUUGUUUACUUUAAUCAACUAUCAUUGUAAACUAUGGCUGACGGCGGUGACUCUCAACAACCGACAAACGAAUUGAACAAUGAAGCUUCUGAUAAUCCUGAAGAACCAAGGGAUGACAAUGAUGAAACCGUUGACGCAGCGACACUCAGCUUAAUGAGGAAAUUGACAAGAUCCAGAAUUUUAGAGUCUAAAAGUAAUGAAGUUGAAAUAGUUCGAGCUAAUCCAAAUUCUCCUUUACAUUCUGUGAAAACAUUUGAAGAACUCAAUUUACCAGAACAACUUCUCCGGGGAAUAUAUGAGAUGGGAUUUUCUAAACCGAGUAAAAUUCAGGAAACAGUUUUACCCAUUUUACUUUCAGAUCCUCCGACUAAUAUAAUCGCUCAAUCACAAUCGGGUACUGGUAAAACAGCAGCCUUCCUUUUAUCAUCUUUAGCUCGUGUUGAUGAAAAUUUGGGUUAUCCUCAAGUAUUAAUUUUAUCACCAACCUAUGAGUUAGCUUUACAAACGGGUCAAGUUGCUGAAUUUAUGGCUAAACAUAAAAAGUCAAUCAAAUUUAAAUAUGUUGUUCGUGGAGUUGAAUUAAACAGAGAUAAUCCUAUCACUGAACAAGUGCUUUUGGGAACACCCGGUAAAGUGAUGGAUGCUGGUCUUCGCUACCGGUCAUUUGAUAUUCGUAAAAUAAGAGUAUUGGUUCUUGAUGAAGCCGAUGUAAUGAUAGACACCCAAGGGCAUAGAAAUCAAUCUAUCAGAAUUAAAAAUGGUCUCUCACCAAAUUGUCAGAUAAUGUUCUUCUCUGCAACCUAUGAUGCUGCCGUAAUGGAAUUUGCUGAACAGAUAGUUCAAAAUCCCGUUAUUAUUAGAUUGAAAAAAGAGGAAGAAAGUCUUGAAAAUAUUGAACAAUUUUACGUCCUUUGUAAUACGGAUGUUGACAAGUACAAAGCUUUGGCGAAUCUUUUUGGUACUCUUUGUAUUGGUUCCGUUUUUAUCUUCUGUCAGACCAAAAAAUCUGCCGGUUGGUUGGCUGAGAAAUUGAGACGAGAUGGACAUUCGGUUGGAUUGAUUACCGGUGAUUUAACGGUCGAGGAAAGAACUGAAGUAAUCAAUAGAUUCCGAGAUGGUGUUGAAAGAGUUUUAAUCUCAACCAAUCUGAUGGCCCGUGGAAUUGAUGUUGAUCAGGUUACCGUUGUGAUUAACUACGAUUUACCUAUUGAUGUUUCUACACGAGAUAUUGAUUUCGAAACAUAUUUACAUCGAAUUGGAAGAACAGGAAGAUUUGGAAAAUCUGGACUCGCGAUUAACAUGGUUGAUUCACAACGAACAUUAGAUAUGGUUAAGAAAUUGGAACAACAUUAUGGAAGAGAAAUAUCCAUGCUCGAUGCCAAUGAUCUCGAUAAAUUGGAACAAUUGAAUAAGGAUUUUUAAUUCUAUUACAAUUAACUCAACAUUUUCCACCAUCAGUUAAUUGCAUGCCAAAAGCUCUUACCUUAAUCAUCUAUUUUUCAAGAAACCGAUAAUUGAUUAACAAUUUGUGAUUCUUUGUGA
Molecule: messenger RNA, 1627 nt
Organism: Panonychus citri (citrus red mite)
Lineage: Eukaryota; Metazoa; Arthropoda; Arachnida; Trombidiformes; Tetranychidae
Product: DEAD-box helicase Dbp80-like
Exons: 3
Coding region: 119-1507 (462 amino acids)
Biological process (GO): poly(A)+ mRNA export from nucleus
Cellular component (GO): cytoplasmic stress granule; nucleus
Molecular function (GO): RNA binding; RNA helicase activity; ATP binding
Source: RefSeq, a predicted model, not a curated record